CGCGGCAGAGGCGGGGCGGGGCUUAGUGGGACCUGUGGAUCUGAGUGCGGGGUCUCCGAGGCCGAAGGAAGGACAUGUCGUCGCACACAGUCGGACCCCGGCUGCGCCGGCUCCUGGCGCCGCCGCUGCUGCUGCUCCCGCUCCUGCUGGUGCUCAGGCCCUGGCAGGUGGCGGGCCACGGCGGCAAGUACUCGCGUGAGCAGAACGAGCCCGAGCGGCCCCCGAAGCGCGAGCCCGGGGGCGAGUUCCGCAUGGAGAAGUUGAACCAGCUGUGGGGGAAGGCCCAGCGGCUGCAGCUGUCUCCCGUGGAGCUGUCCGAGCUCCACGCUGACCUGAAGAUACAAGAGAGGGACGAGUUCGCCUGGAAGAAGCUGAAGGCCGAAGGGUUAGACGAAGACGGGGAGAAGGAGGCGCAGCUGAUCCGGAACCUCAACGUCAUCCUGGCCAAGUACGGCCUGGACGGCAGGAAGGACACCCGGGCGCUCAGCAGCAACUCCCUCAACGACGGGACCGAGCAGGACAGCCUGGAGGACCCCCGGCUGGAGAAACUGUGGCACAAGGCGCAGACCUCGGGGAAGUUCUCCAGGGAAGAGCUGGACAAGCUCUGGCGGGAGUUCCAGCACCACAGGGAGAAGGUCCGGGAGUACAACGUCCUGCUGGAGGCCCUGAGCAGGACGGAAGAGCUCCAGGAGAACGCCAUCAGCCCGUCGGACAUGAGCCGCGGGCAGGAGGAGGCCGGGCUGCACAGCAGGCACGCGGAGCUCCGGGACAAGCUGCGGGGCAUCGACCAGGGCUACGACCGCCUGCGGAGGGUCAGCCACCAGGGCUACGGCGCCGGGGCCGAGUUCGAGGAGCCCCGCGUGCUGGACCUGUGGGACCUGGCCCGGGCCUCCAACUUCACGGAGAAGGAGCUGGAGGCCUUGAGGGAAGAGCUGAAGCACUUCGAGGUGAAGGUCGAGAAGCACAGCCACUUCCAGAAGCAGCUGGAGAUCUCGCACCAGAAGCUGAAGCACGUGGAGCGGCUGGGCGACCCGGAGCACGUCAGCCGCAACCGGGAGCGCUAUGCCCAGCUGGAGGAGAAGACCAAGGAGCUGGGCUACAAGGUGAAGAAGCACCUGCAGGACCUGUCCAGCCGGAUCUCGAGAGCGCGCCACAACGAGCUCUGACCCCCGCCGGGGCCGAGGGAGACUGCGGCGGCGGGCCGGAGUCCUCUGGCC
Phyllostomus discolor (pale spear-nosed bat) is the source of this 1217-nucleotide messenger RNA. RefSeq names its product LDL receptor related protein associated protein 1 (gene LRPAP1). Bases 75 to 1166 code for a protein of 363 amino acids. Gene Ontology annotation, molecular function: lipase binding; receptor antagonist activity; heparin binding. The transcript is spliced from 8 exons. Gene Ontology annotation, cellular component: endosome; rough endoplasmic reticulum lumen; cis-Golgi network. NCBI's taxonomy places the organism in Eukaryota, Metazoa, Chordata, Mammalia, Chiroptera, Phyllostomidae. The record is from RefSeq and is a predicted model, not a curated record. Gene Ontology annotation, biological process: negative regulation of very-low-density lipoprotein particle clearance; negative regulation of receptor internalization.